This is a messenger RNA of Arabidopsis arenosa, 4174 nucleotides long. The record is from the annotation of a GenBank genome assembly. NCBI's taxonomy places the organism in Eukaryota, Viridiplantae, Streptophyta, Magnoliopsida, Brassicales, Brassicaceae.
CCGAGAAAAGUUGACGAAACUCUCUACCGGAGGCGCUAGUUUUCGCCGUCGGCGAGGCAAUUUCAUUUGCCGGAGGAUGAACGAACUUAAUAAGCAAAAGGAAAAGCCUGAUGGACAUGAAAAGCUUGUAAAUGAAGGAUCUGCUGCUAGAACAAGACCUACAAGUGUAGAGGAGAUUAGGCUAAGAAGGAAGAGGAAAGAGUCCUUGGAAAAUGUGAAGGAGGAAACUGUAGGAGAAGCUCAGUUACUGGGUUACGACCUUGUUGAGCAGGCUUCUGACUAUCAUGAUUCUGAAAAAGGGUAUGAUGGAUCCGAGAAUUUGAGGCGUGAAGAACAUGUUAAGGACAGUUCAAGAAAGGAAAAUGAUGCCAUUUCUAGUUCUAGGGAAGAAAAACUAGUAAAACCGAUGAAAGAGGACCCUGUGGGAGUAGCUCAGUUACCCGGUCAAAAUCUUGUUGAGAAGGUUUCUGACUGUCAUGAGUCUGAAAAAGGGUAUGAUACAUCCGAGAAACUGAGGCAUGAAGAGCUUGCUAUGGACAGCUCAAGAAAGAAAGAAGAGGCUAUAUCUAGUUCUAGAGAAGAAAGAAUAGAUAAACCAAUGAAAGAUGAUAAAGCAGCUCAGUUACUAGGUAAUGAUCUUGUUGAGAAGGUUCCUGACUAUCAUGCGUCCGAAAAAGGGCAUGAUAGAUCCAAGAAAGUGAGGCGUGAAGAACGUGUUAAGGACAGUUUAAGAAAGAAAGAGGACACAACUUCUAGUUCUAGGAAAGAAGCACCAAUGAAAGAGGAUCAUGUGAGAGCAGCUCAGUUACUGGGUAACGAUAUUGUUGAGAAGUUUUCUGACUAUCAUGCAUCUGAAAAAGGGAAUGAUAGAUCCAAGAAAGUGAGGCGUGAAGAACGUGUUAGGGACAGUUCAAGAAAGAAAGAAGACUCCAUUUCUAGUUCAAGGGAAGAAAAAUUAAUGAAAGAGGAUCAUGUGGGAACAGCUCAGUUACUGGGUCACAAUAUUGUUGAGAAGGUUUCUGACUAUCAUGCGUCUGAAAAAGGGCAUGAUAGAUCGACGAAAGUGAGGAGUGACGAACGUGUUAAGGACAGCUCAAGAAUGAAGGAAGACGCCACUUCUAGUUCUAGGGAAGAAAGGGUAGAUAAACCAAUGAAAGAGGACCCUGUUGGAGCAUCUCAGUUACUGGGUCACAAUAUUGUUGAGAAGGUUUCUGACUAUCAUACGUCUGAAAAAGGGCAUGACAGAUCCAAGAAAGUGAGGCGUGAAGAACGUGUUAAGGACAGUUCAAGAAAGAAAGAAGACGCAAUUUCUAGUUCUAGAGAAGAAAAACUGAUGAAAGAGGAUCAUGUGGGAGCUGCUCAGUUUCUGGGUAACGAUCUUGUUGAGAUGGUUUCUGACUAUCAUGAGUCUGAAAAAGGGUAUGACAGAUCCGAGAAAUUGAGGCGGGAAGAGCGUGUUAAGGACAGUUCAAGAAAGAAGGAAGAGGCUAUUUCUAGUUCCAGAGAAGAAAAACUAGAUAAACCAAAAAAAGAUGAGCCUGCUUCAAAUAGAAAAAGGAAAGCAGAAGGAGAGAGUUCUACAGCUGAAACAGAAUCAAUGGAAGAACAUAGUAAGGAUAGACGAGGAAAGAAAGAAGAAACUAUUUCUAGGUGUAGGGAGGAAAGACGAGAUAAAAAGAUUAAGAAGGAAGACCUUGCUUCAAACAGAAAAAUUGAAGGAGAAAUCCCUACAACUGAAACAAAAGCAAUGACAGAUAGAGAUGGGCUUGAUAGUAAGAAGCGUCUUAGAAGUCUAGUGGUGGCAGACGUACCUCGAGAUGAAAGUAGUAUAAAACCUGACAAUGAAGACAAGAGAAAGAAUCAAAAUGGAGAUCAUAAGAAGAAUAGGGAGAUGACUAUGUCAAAGAGGCAUGAUCCAGGAAAAGUGCACAGUGUUGAAGUUUCAGAGCGAAGGGAGAGAAGGGAACAACCAAAAUCACAUCAACGCGACAUGAGAGAGAAAAGGAGGAGAUCAAGAAGUCGAGAUCAUGGGCAGGACAGACAGAAAAGGUCAUCCCCUUUACCAAGGGCUGAAAAGGCUACAUCGCGUCAUAAGAGAAGCCAUGAGGAGCGAUCGGAAAAUGUUGUUAAAGAUAGGUCGGAAAAACAUCAUUGUAAUGAUAAUGAAGACAAAGGGGCAAGCACUGUAAGUAACAAGUCUAGACGGUAUAGUGCUUCCAAAAGUGAACUUGGUGGAUAUUCACCACGGAAAAGAAGGGAGGAAGCAUCUACCAAGGCUGUAUCUCCACCUAAUCUUUCUUCCGAGAAGAAAAGUGCUAAAUGGGAUCUUACACCUACUGUAACUUCUGGCAUGUUCUCGGGCCCAGUUUUUUCUGGUCUCCAAGCAGCAACUCAGACAGCAUAUCCUACCAUCAGUGAGGCUUCCUUGAUGCUUUUGAAGCCACUUAUGGAGGGGACUUUUAGGACACCACCGCCAAGGCAGAUCACUUCAUUUGAUUCUGUUCAACUGACCGAAUCCACCAGACGUAUGAGGAGACUUUACGCAGAAAAUGUGCCGGAUUCGGCCUCUGAGAAGUCUCUGAUUGAAUGCUUCAAUGGCUAUAUGCUAUCUUCAGGGUCCAAUCACAUAAAAGGAAGUGAACCAUGUAUUAGCUGUAUUAUAAACAAGGAAAAAAGUCAGGCGUUAGUGGAGUUCCUUACGCCACAGGAUGCCUCUGCUGCACUCUCCUUGGAUGGCUGCUCCUUUGCGGGUUCAAACCUUAAAAUUCGACGCCCUAAAGACUAUGUCGGGACAACAAACGGUGAAUUGGAGAAAAAGGAGCCAGCCACAAAUGCAGUAAGUCACGAUGUGGAGGACUCAUCAAACAAGAUUUUCAUUGGCGGAUUUUCAAAAGCAAUUUCAUCUGAAAUGCUAAUGGAGAUUGUCAGCGUCUUUGGACCUUUGAAAGCAUACCGGUUCGUGAGCAACAAUGAUCUCAAUCAGCGAUGUGCUUUCCUAGAGUACACUGAUGGAUCUGUUACCCUCAAAGCUUGUGCUGGCCUAAAUGGUAUGAAGUUAGGUGGCAGUGUAAUAACAGCCGUUUGUGCAUUUCCUGAUGCAUCAUCCAUAGCGGUGAAUGGGAAUCCACCAUUCUAUGGGAUACCUGGUCAUGCAAAACCACUUCUUGGCAAGCCUAAGCAUAUUCUAAAGUUAAAAAAUGUGGUUGACCCAGAAGAUCUCACGGCGCUUUCCGAGCAAGAAGUGAAAGAAACUUUGGAGGAUGUACGGUUAGAAUGUGCCAGGUUUGGGGUUAUUAAGUCGAUAAACAUCGUGGAACACAAGAGCAAAGAUAUCACUGUUUCUGAAACAAAUGCAUUGUUGAACUUAGAAUCAACUGAUUCUAAAGAAAUGAAUGUGUCAGUGGUCCUGGAGAAAGACGAGGGAUCCAAGAAAGCGGAUGAUAUUGCAGACAAUGUAGAUCUUGCAGAGGUUGUCAGGCCAGACAGUUUGACAGGUGAAGACAAGUUAUGUGAACCGUGCUCAGAUACUGCUGCUGAGACAAACACGCAAGAACACGAAGAUCAACACUCCACUGAGCAAGACCAUUAUGAAAAGAUUGUUGAAGAUAUUACACUGGCCGAGGCAGAGAAUCCGCAAGAAGUAGCAUCAGUUCGUACCGUGAAGACAAGAUGGGAUGCUGGUGACAAGAUAGAAGAAGAACAAGAACAAGACCCCGAGGAUGUAUUUGAGCCGGGUUGUAUCUUCAUUGAAUACGGAAGACCAGAAGCCACACGUGAUGCAGCCCAUUCAUUACACGGAAGGCUAUAUGAUAAUCGGAUUGUGAAAGCAGAAUAUGUUUCUAAAGAGCUUUACCAAAUCAGGUUCCCGAGUGGGUAAAUAAUCACACAACAAGUGAGACUGAUCUGCGAUUCUUCUCAUCCUUACCACAUAACUGAUUCAAACCGAGUUCAGAGAUACAAUCAAAAACCCUUAAAAAAAAAUCUCUUUGUACACGUUGGGAUUGAGCAGGUUGGAUUAUUCAUCACCACCUGUGUCUCGUUACUUUUAUGCAUUCGAGAAUCCAAGAAGGGAAAGAUGAAACCAUACUUUUGUUAUGGUGGCUAUAUGGUCCGGUUUUGUUUGAACCGGUUUGCUUUCUGAACUGAAAUUGGCCGAUAAACUGAAGUUAGUGUU